Molecule: messenger RNA, 5327 nt
Organism: Drosophila erecta
Lineage: Eukaryota; Metazoa; Arthropoda; Insecta; Diptera; Drosophilidae
Product: ATP-binding cassette sub-family A member 3
Exons: 14
Coding region: 240-5207 (1655 amino acids)
Biological process (GO): transmembrane transport; lipid transport
Cellular component (GO): intracellular membrane-bounded organelle; membrane
Molecular function (GO): ATP binding; lipid carrier activity; ABC-type transporter activity
Source: RefSeq, a predicted model, not a curated record
CUGGGUGACAUGGACACGGCGCUCGCGAAGCGCAUACAUGCCUGCCUCCGUGCAAACGCCCUUGACUUCCGCACCCGAUGCACCUGGCAUUAGCUCGGCGAUCUUGCGUAGAUUAAUGCCACGCGUGAGGUUCAUCUUACGGGAGUGAAUCUUCAAGAUGUCCAGACGCGCCUCCUCGUUUGUGCAGAUCUCACAGCCAAUUUCCUGUUGUCUGUUAAAUUCCUAUUUUAAAGUCUAAAAUGCCGGCCACCAAGGGACUCCUGUUCAAGCGCUACAUCCGGAUCGAGUUAAACUUGUGGCAACGGACGCUCUUCGAGAUCAUCACCCUGGUGGUAAUGGUCCUUGUGAUCUUUCUAAAUCCCAUCGCCCACUCCAAGAAACUACUUUACACGACCACCGAGAAUGAAGACGAACAGAGCAUCGUAUCCCACAAGCUGCAGGACAUAAAUAUAUUGUCACGCAUGACGGACUCAAAGCGGGAGAAACCCAAGUACAUUCUAGCCUUCACGCCCGAAACGGCGUUUACAACGGACGUGGUCAACAAAGUGGCCAAAACGCUGGAACUGAGCUCAACCUUGGGCUACGAUAGCGAGUCCGAAAUGCAAAAUCAGUUCGACGAGCGGACUACCCUGGCGGGCAUUGUUUUCAAUAACCUCCAUGAUGAGGGCACUCCGCUGAUGCUAUCCAUCUCGAUACGAUUCCCCAGCCAGUUCCGCACAAUCACACCGUUCCUCACUGAAGAUCGCCUGUGGAUAACCCGCUGCUCGGGUCGCAUUAAUCCCGUGCGGGAUCGGGCCAAACAUGAUAAGCAACAAGAUAUAUACAUUCGCGAGGGUUUCCUGCAGCUGCAGCAUCAGGUCUUUGUCGAAUGGUACCACCGUUUGCGCACAGACGUGAUCACCACCUAUACCGAACCCCAUGUCGAGGUCUUCAACAUCCUAAUGCAGGCCGCAGACGAGCCGUGCUCCGUGAUGAGUGUCGCCCAGCUGCCCACAUUCUUGUAUAACUUUAUAUACCUUCUGCCCUUCCUGAAUAUCAUCAGAAACGUGGCUGCCCAGGUGGAGGAUGGAGUGAUGGUGCAUCAGUGGCACUACGGCUACUCCUUUGGCAUGCAGUGGGGCAUUAAGUUUUUGGUGCUUUUUCUCAAAAUGUCCAUUUUGGGUGCCAUAUAUACAGUAAUGUUGUUAGCUUUUUGGGGAUUUGGGGGACGAGAAGGGGAGUUUUCCGGCAUUGGAACGAUAGCCUUCGUCUGCUUCAUCAUACUGUACACCGUGGAGAUCAUUAUCACGGGAAUGGUGGUGGCCAAACUGUUUGCCAAUCCCACAAAUGCGGUUCUUUUCGCCUUGAUGGUCUGGCUGUUCAUGUACGCGGCUUUCUGCAUUAUACUGGAACGCUACUGGGACAUCCACAAGUACUACGUGUUCUUCAUCCUGGUGGCUUUCUUCAACUGCCAGAUGCACUUCAGCAUGAGCUUGUUCAGGAACUGCAUCGAGGAACCGGAUAUGGUGAACACUAUUGAUUUCGUCCUGAUCUUCACAUCGGCCAUAAGUUCGGCCUUGAUUUACCUUCUGAUUCUAUUGGCGAUUCAGUGGCGCAUGCCGGGCACCUUUCUCAGUCGGCGGGUAGUGAACAAUAGGCCCCGGAAGCAGCAGGACUCGGACGCCACCGUUGUGUAUUUGGGCAAGGCUCCGAGUUUCCAGAACUUUGAGUUCGGCGAUGUGGGCAGUGUGGAGUUCAUGCGAUUGCGUCAUGUCAGCACUUCGCAUCACGAAACGGAGCGGAAGAUCCUGAAGAAUAUAUCCAUGCGAAUCUAUCGUGGGGAGGUGUAUGUGAUCCUCGGCCACAUUGGCUCCGGUAAACUUACACUUCUGAGGAUUUUGGCCGGGCUCAAGUUCCCGCUGCGCGGCAGUAUAUUCGUUAUGGGCAAAAUUUUUGUGCCCCGUGGCGAAGCCCGUCGCAUGCUGGACUUCCGUUUCGAUGAGCAUGGGCUCAACAAGCACUUGACCGUGGAACAGACCAUCGACUACCAUGUGCGUCUUAAGCUGUCGCCCAGCGAUUCCGACCGCUACGAAAUCGAGAGGCGCAAGUGGUUGGCCAUACUGGAUCAGCACGUCGAGAGUCGGAGGGUCCGGGUCGAAAAGCUGAGUGCGGGCGCCAUGAAACUGGUGGCGCUGUGCUGCUGCUUGGCCGGAAAUACGCCCAUCAUUAUAAUGGAGGAGCCGACCGCAAGCCUGACGGGACGGGAGGCGCAGAUGUUUUGGUCUAUUGUCCAUGCGGAGAAGGAAAAUCGCGCCUUUAUCAUAUCCACUUACAAUGUUGGCGAAGCGGAGCACGUCGCAGAUCGCAUCGGUAUCCUCAGCAUGGGCGUCCUGGAGGCCAGUGGGACGCCCUUCUUUUUGCGAGCCAAGUUCAGCAGCAGUGUGGAUCUGGUCAUUAUCAAGAAGCCACAUGUGCCUGAUCAGCCCAUCACUGACUACAUAAACCAGGUUAUUCCGAACAUCGAGCCGGAAAAUGAGAUCGGUGAUACGCUGACUUACAAGCUGCCUGUGAUAUACCGUCCAAGGCUGCAGAAACUACUGAUUCACCUGGAGAUCGAUAGCAAGAUGCUGGGCAUUGAGAAUGUAAAAGUGGUGGGUGCGGAACUCUCCGACAUUUACAUGACACUGGUCACCUCGUUUCGACUGCAGCAGCAGAUGAUUCCGGAUGUCACGCAAACUUUCAAAUACCAGGUGGUUUCCAAGACGCAACUGACCAUACAACGCAUGCGGGCCAUGUUCUACAAGAAGAUGAUCAACACGGCGCCUAAUGUCUGGCCCAUUAUCAUGAUCUUCACCAGUUUCAUUUUGGUUGCCAUCAUUGCCCGCUUGUCCGUGCUGCUCGAUAUGCCGAAAGAGCGCCAGAACUCGAUUCACAUCGGUUUCAAGGACCAAGAGGACGUGAUCAAAAACAUGCCAAGACUGCAGGACUGCGGGUACAUCGACAUCCGGUCAGCGGUGAAAGCUAACAAGAAGAGAAGCGUCGAUGUCUCCCGAACUUUUAAUGAUCAAUCCUUUGUUUGUGAAAAAGGUAGCUAUCGGAACGAUCUUAAAAAGAAGAACGAGCUGAGCAGUUUUGGGGCAGUGGAGGCGGACGGGGACCAGCACCUAAACGGCUAUAUAAGCCAGGAUAUAUUUCACUCGGCUCCCAUGAUGCUCAAUUUGCUGCAAAAUGUCAUGCUUAGACUUGCAUAUCCCGAGGAUAAGGAUAUAGUUGUCCUGGUGGAGAACCAUCCGCUGCCCACACAGCUGUCCCGUAAGAUCAAUGUGCUGGACAACAAGAUCGCGCACAUCCAUGUGCCCUUGGUUGUCGGCUGCAUCAUACCGCUGACCGUGUCCGUUUUCGUCAUCCCCCUGGUGGAGGAGGAGAUAUGCGAUGUUCGAUUCCUGCAGCACAUGGCCGGACUUGGGUUGAAGGUCUUCUGGGGCAUCAAUCUGUUUUGGGACUGGUUCACCUUCUUCGUCUACUCGAUCAUCAUUGUGGUUAUCAUGAGCUUGAUGGGCAUCGGUGGCUUUGGUUUCCACGAGAAUGCUAUCCUGGUGCUUCUAUUGACCAUCUUCGGACUGGCGGCCCUGCCACUCACCUACCUGGUGUCCAUGUACGUGAACAAGUCGAUUAUCCGGGCAUUUCUCGUUUCCGUACUCCUGCAGGGAGUGUCUGGAUUGGUAGUAUAUAUCAUCUACUGGGACGUCGCGAACAGCAAUAAGAUCUUCUUCUACGCCGCCUGCAUGUCGCCCGGAUUUUCGCUCCUGGACGGAAUCAGCAAUGUGUACGCCCAGUAUCUGGAGCAGGCAAUCUGCAAGGACAAGUGCGAGGCGCUCGACACCUGCACGAAGGAGAACAUGGACGAGGAGGUGCCGAAUUGCAAAUUUGACACUUUGUUCAAGUGGGCUUCACCGGGGAUUUUGCCGCCCAUGGUGUACAUGGUAGUGUCCGCUUUAAUAUUCUUAAUGCUGAUUUUCUGGAUUGAGUUGCAUCGCAGGGAGAAGAAGUUCCAUACCUCCAGAGAUCUUAGUAAUAUGAGAACCGCCACGUAUCCCUUCGACGAUGGUGAUGUGGCGGACGUGAAGCAAAAGAUCGCCGAAGCGGAUAACGCCAAGGCCAAGCAGUCCGUCUUCUUAGUGGAUCAGGUGGAGGCCAGAGUCCCAGCUGCUGGCAAAAGGGUACACACUGUCUCCUUUGCCCUGAACAAAUACAUGAGUAUGGGCAUCUUUGGGCCUCGCAACUCUGGCAAAAGUCACUUGAUGAGGCAGCUGGUGGGCCAGGAUGGAUUCGCCUUUGGCGAGAUCUACGUGCGUGGUCUGGACUUCAAGUUUGAUCUGGAAAGCAUCCACACCUACAUGGGCUACUCCCCGCAGCACCAAGGACUCCUACGCGACUUGACACCCCGAGAGCACAUCCGGCUGUUGUGCAUGAUCCGUGGUGUUCCCGAGGCUAAGAUCGGGGAAAAGAUGCAUGAUCUUUGUCUCAUGCUCAACAUGACCGGGUGGAUGCACCGAAAGUGCAGUUUGCUGACGGCGGAGAAGAAGCAGAAGUUAAAAAUCGCCAUGGCACUGGUGGCCUACAACAAGAUCGUCGUUCUGGACGAGCCCACUUGCGGCAUGCCGGCAACUACCAGGCGGGAAAUCUGGAAUAUCCUUCGGUAUAUCCGAUACUGCGGCAAGACGAUCAUUUUUGCCACCAACGAUGAACUCGAGUGCAAGAUCCUUGCCGACUUUAUUAUCCUGUUUCAGGACAGCGAGAUGCUGGCCAUCGGUAGUCUGCAGUAUCUGCGAUACAAGUACAGCCAUGGAUUCUAUCUUGAGAUUCGGCUCAUCCGCGAUGGAUCCACCCUCGCCGAAUCGGAGGAGAAUUUGCGUAAGGAUGUUGAAAAUUUGGCCAAGUUCGUCAACUUCCUGCACAACAGAUCCGAGCUAGUAGGUCGACUUAACAAUUGGUUCAAGUUCUACGUGCCCGUUGGCCACAUCGUUUACUCAUUUCUAUAUGGCUCCAUGGAGAAGAACAAGUCGCGUCUAAACAUCAGUGACUACUGCAUCUACCAGGCGGACAUGAUCAGUGUGGUAGCCCAGGUGCAGGAGACACGGGCCCAGUUGAAGCACCAUCUCGUCCAGACGGAGGGCCCCCUCCCCCUGGAAACUGCGGGCCCCAACUGGGGCAGGGAAAGGAAGUAAUUCCGAUCAGUUAUAGGGGAAGCCGUGCCGUUCUAUACCACGCUAUGCCACGCAUGUUCUAUAAACCGUACCAUAAAAUGUUUCUAAGCAGUGUUGAAAUGUAAAAUUUAUUACAUUUUC